Molecule: messenger RNA, 2600 nt
Organism: Zingiber officinale
Lineage: Eukaryota; Viridiplantae; Streptophyta; Magnoliopsida; Zingiberales; Zingiberaceae
Product: pentatricopeptide repeat-containing protein At1g10910, chloroplastic
Exons: 11
Coding region: 35-2035 (666 amino acids)
Molecular function (GO): protein binding
Source: RefSeq, a predicted model, not a curated record
UACGAAGACAGACUGACAGAUUGCUUCACCGCCGAUGGAGGUGUCCGCGGUGUGCCUCUCCGCCACCACCUCCGCCUCCGCUUCUGUCUCUCCAUUUCUCUCCUUCUUCGGAGCAAGAAAGAUCCGGGAACGUGGCCGUACCUUGACUUCUUUAUCGGUUGCCGUACAGGAAACACAAGCCCCAACUACUGAUUCUGCCGCCACUACCUCCUCAACUUCGAAUUCCCGGGGUUCUCUCUCUGUUAGAACCCGUUUCAACUCUCCCGUAAGACGAUCAUCAAUUGACGAGGUUAAAGCUUGUUCCGACCCGGUUUCUGCCCUCUCCAGGGUUGAGGGGGUAUUGCAAGUUCAAGACUUCAAUAUCAUAUUACGCCAUUUUGGAGAGUCAAGAAGAUGGAGUGAAAUUUCUCAGAUUUUCGACUGGAUGCAGAACUGUGGGAAGAUUAACUUUGCUUCAUAUAGCAGCUUUUUCAAAUAUAUGGGUUUAAGUCGUAAUCCUAACAAAGCACUAGAGAUAUAUUAUGGUAUCCCAGAUAAAUCAUUGAAAGUUAAUGUCUCUGUUUGUAACUCCAUUCUUGGUUGUAUGAUGGCUAAUGGAAGAUUUGAUAGCAGUCUGAAAUUAUUUGAGCUAAUGAAAGAUGAUGGUCUAUCACCAGAUUUGGUUACUUAUAGUACGCUUUUAUCAGGUUGCAUUAAAGCAAAGCAUGGUUACUCAAAGGCAACACAAUUGGUCAAGGAGCUUCAGAAUAAAGGUUUAAGCAUGGAUAGUGUCACUUAUGGCACUCUUCUAGCUAUUUGUGCUUCAAACAAUUUAUGCAAUGAAGCCGAGAUGUAUUUUACUCAGAUGAAAAAUGAAGGUCAUUCUCCUAAUGUCUUCCACUAUAGCUCUUUGCUAAAUGCAUACUCAGGGGAAGGGAAAUAUUUGAAGGCUGAGAAGCUAGUGAAUGAAAUGAAAGCUUCCGGAUUAGCUCCUAAUAAGGUCACCUUGACUACUUUACUAAAAGUAUAUGCUAGGGGUCAUCUUUUUGAGAAAUCUCAGGAACUCUUGUCGGAGCUAGAGACUCUGGGAUAUGCUGCGGAUGAGAUGCCAUAUUGCAUAAUCAUGGAUCAUCUUGCAAAGGCAGGACAUCUACUGGAGGCAAAGAAAAUAUUUGCCCAGAUGAAGGAAAAAGAUGUAAAAUCUGACGGGUAUUCAUACAGCAUUAUGAUUUCAGCAUUAUGUCGUGAUGGCUCAUUGAAUGAGGCAAAAGAACUUGCUAAGGAUUUUGAAAAAAAGUUUGAUAAAUACGACCUGGUUAUUGUUAAUAACCUGUUAAGAGCUUACUGCAAUGCUGGUGAUUUGGAAAGUGUAAUGCAUAUGCUAAAAAAGAUGGAUGGGUUGUCAAUAAACCCAGAUUGGAAUACCUUUCAUAUCCUGAUCAAGUAUUUUUGUAGAGAGAAGUUGUAUCACCUUGCAUUCAAAACUAUUGAGGACAUGAAUGGCAAAGGCCAUCAACUGAACGAGGAACUAUGUUCUUCUGUAAUUUUACAACUUGGACAAUCAGGCUUUCCUUCGGAGGCGUUUUCUAUUUAUAAUAUGUUGAGGUACAGCAAGAGAACAUUAUGCAAGUCACUGCAUCAGAGGAUGUUCAGCAUCUUGGUAAGAGCAGGUCUCCUGAAAGAUGCUUAUGUAGUAAUGAAGGAUAAUAGUCAAUCUUUAUCUGCAAAAUCCUUGGAGAAGUUUGCUAUGUCAUUCAUGAAAUCAGGUAAUAUAAAUUUGAUAAACGAUGUUCUAAAGGCACUUCAUCGAUCAGGCUUCCAAAUUGGCUCGGAUGUAUUCAGCACGACAGUUUCACGUUAUAUAGCAACACCUGCAAAGAAGGAUCUGCUUUUGCAUUUGCUAAAAUGGAUGUCAGUCCUUGGCUACUGUGUAGACUCUUCAUCAAGAAAUCUACUUCUCAAAAAUGCUCAUCUGUUUGGUAAUAAGCAGAUCAUAGCAGAAAUUUUAUCCAAGCAACACGGGAUGUCCAGAAAGAACAAGACAAACAAAACAUGAAUGAGUGAUCUGGAGGAGGAUGACAAACAGCUCAGAUGUGUCUCAAUGACACGCACGCCGUGUGUAUUUCUUUACACUGGAUUUUGAUCACUUGGGUUGGUUCAGUUUCGGCAGAUUUUGUAUCCUAGAUGGUCCGCCCAAUACAUGGCAGUGAAGCACACUGAGACAAGAAUUGUAGAUUGAUUCCUUUCACCAGCGUUUCCACUAUCUACCGGAUGCAAGCAGCUAAAUAUUGGAUUGUUAUUUGUUCUUUGCUAAAUAUUGGAUUGUUAUAUGCCCCAAGAACAUUACAAGGCGCAUAUCAAGAGGGUGCGGUGGGCAUGCCUUUGGACACGGUUGAUUGCUAAUUUUAGCAAAUUAUUGUGCUGGUUGGCCAAUGUGCAUUGGAAUAAUAAUUCUUCUUCUUUCAACUUUUGUAAACACACCAAACGUGAUCCGCUAGCAUUACCAUCUGCUAUACUAAUAUAUUAGAGUCAGCUUUUGGACAUUCUUAAACAGGUGCUUUUAAGAAAAGCAAACCAUUUGCUAGCCUAUGGUGUCGAAUGUAUAAUCUAAAUUUCUAUGA